CCUCCUCUUUCCAACCCUCCCACACAAACCAUCACUCUCUCUCUCUCUCUAACACACACACACAUUAGCACAAGGAGUGAAAUGCAGUGUUCUUAAAGGAUUUGCCUGAUCAUCAAUUGCCCACUUUGCUCAGUGAAGUUUGUUCAAUGGCUCUUACUUCUCUCCAAGUUUGCAUGGAUUCUUCUGAUUGGCUACAGGAGACGAUCCACGAUGACUCUCCAAUGGAUUCUUCUUCCCCAUCUGGGGACAUGUUCACAUGCCCAAGACCCUUGAUGGAAAGAAGGCUUAGGCCCCAACAUGACCAAGCCCUAAAGUGCCCACGGUGUGACUCAACCCAUACCAAGUUUUGCUACUAUAACAACUAUAGCCUUACACAACCGAGGUACUUCUGCAAGACCUGUAGGAGGUACUGGACGAAAGGAGGGACACUGAGGAAUAUACCGGUUGGCGGUGGAUGUAGGAAGAACAAGAAAGUUUCUACCAAGAAAUCAAAUGAUAAUAAAUCAGUCAACCACCAAAAUUCUAGCGGAUCAUCAUCGCACAGUCCAACCGAUCUACAGCUUUCUUUCCCUGAAGUGCCAUUUUCUCACCUCACUAACUUGCUAGGGAACCAUGGGGGACUUGGAAACCCUAGUUUCUUGGAGAGCAAGUAUAAUGCCAAUGCCAUGCUUGAAAAUCCUAGGCCCAUUGAUUUUAUGGAAAGUAGAUAUGAAGGUUUCAUGGGGAAUGGUGACUUGGCAAUGAUGGGUGGGCUUGGUCAUGACAUGAGCCAUGAUCAUGGGUUGACACCUAAUUUUCAUGGCUUAUGCUCUCCGUUUGGAGAGAAAUUAUUCAAUACGCCAGAAGCAAAUCUAAGUGGUCCGGGACCUUUUAUGGACACUUAUCAGAGGAUAAUGCUUCCAUAUGAAGAACAUAUUGAGAAUCAAACCACAAUGGAUGUGAAGCCAAACACCAAACUUUUGGCCAUUGAGUGGCAUGAUCAAGAAUGUUCUGAUGCUGGGAAGGACUCUUUUGGGUAUCUCAAUAGCAUGGGAUCAUGGACAGGAUUGAUGAAUGAGUAUGGAUCAUAAGAGCAUUUACAUAACAUUGUGGAGCACUUAUUUCUUUCAUAGAUAUAUAGAACUCACCUAUGUGGGGUUCAUAUCUUUGUAAAAUAUUAGCUCUUAUGGAUCAUCUACAACAAACCCAUUAUUAGUCUAUACCCUUUGUAAUCAAUGGUCCGAAAUUGCAGGUUGGCUCAAUCAACGGCUGUGCAUGAAGAAACCUAAACAUAAUCUAGGACUUAUAUUAAUACUUCUAAUUAAGUAUAUAUGUGCCUUUGAUGGAAAGGUUUUUAAUGUUUCUUUCUAUGAAGGAUUUUUAUUUUUAUCCUUUAAAUGAUUUAACCUAGUGUUGUUGAGUGUGAUUGAGAUUGUGAGCGUUCAAAAAUGGCUGCUUUAGAUAGUGCCUAAAGGUUGUUCUCUCCAUCCUUUUAUUUAUUUAUUUUGGUGUUGUUCAAACA
Messenger RNA from Camellia sinensis, 1501 nucleotides. Its product is annotated as dof zinc finger protein DOF5.6. The record is from RefSeq and is a predicted model, not a curated record. Gene Ontology annotation, biological process: regulation of DNA-templated transcription. Gene Ontology annotation, molecular function: DNA binding; DNA-binding transcription factor activity. NCBI's taxonomy places the organism in Eukaryota, Viridiplantae, Streptophyta, Magnoliopsida, Ericales, Theaceae.